AUGGCCGAAUCACUAGCAGCAUUCCGUGACCGCAGGUCGAAGGAUCUCCGCCAGCUUGCAGAGGAACAUCUGCAACACGACCUCAACCAACAAGAUCGUGAUAUACUUCAAAAAGCGGGCGGCAAGGUUUCGACGCACACUGGUUUCGCAUCAGCAGUCGGGCUAGGUCUAGGACUCUAUACGGCAUUUCGACUACGAGCUAUGCGCCUUGCAUACUUCAGAGCUUUCCGAGCCAUGGAGAAGCCGGUAGAAGUGCGCUUCGCAGACGGUCGUACUGAGCCUAUCCCAGACAUCACAGCGAAAAUAUCUGGGCCUUCACGCUGGGGCGAUGCUGCGACCUACUUCCUCUUUUCCGUUGGCGGCCUCUUCCUUGGUGGUGAACUGGGUCUGUUGACGGGUACAGCCAGCGCAGCGAGAACGGUUACCAAGGACCCGGCGAGUAGGGAGAGGAUUGAGAAGGCGUUUAAGAAUUACCGAAUUGAUGUGCUACAGAGAGAGAUUGAGCAGCUGAAGGGCAAGAGUAAAUUCGAGGAGUUCUUUAGUAGUGGGCCGUCUAGUGCGUAG
This is a messenger RNA of Alternaria burnsii, 564 nucleotides long. RefSeq lists its product as uncharacterized. Bases 1 to 564 code for a protein of 187 amino acids. The record is from RefSeq and is a predicted model, not a curated record. The transcript has 2 exons. Lineage: Eukaryota; Fungi; Ascomycota; Dothideomycetes; Pleosporales; Pleosporaceae.